Molecule: messenger RNA, 771 nt
Organism: Cercospora beticola
Lineage: Eukaryota; Fungi; Ascomycota; Dothideomycetes; Mycosphaerellales; Mycosphaerellaceae
Source: RefSeq, a predicted model, not a curated record
AUGGCGUGUGCACAGGAAGUGGUAGGCAAGGUGGUGAAUGGUUGGGGACAGAAGUUGAACGAAGCUCAGCCAGCUUUUAUAGCUUCACGCGUGGGUGCCUGUCGCAGCGGCGCUUUUCUUCAGCAAAGUUCGAUCAUCGAUUCUGUACAACCAUAUCCACGCAGACUCGAAUCCCUGAGCACUAUUCACCAUCGCAUCACCAUGGACUCCGAGCUGAAGCUAAGCGGUCUGAUCAACGCGCUGCCCGGCGAGCUGAAGGACCAGAUCCUCGAGCAUGUUGUCGUCGCUACACUUCCGCGCCAGACCACGAUCGUUGUUACAGACACAUCGUACACACCACCAUGGCAGCUCUCCCUCAAUCGCCUCGCUCGACGCACCGCAGCCCCGAUCUACUACGGCAACAUCGUCUUCGAAUUCGGUCGACCAGAGACACUGCGCGAUGACCAACCACACUUUUCGUACGAUGUGGCUCUUAAAUGGCUCCGAAGCCUCUCACCGAGCCACCGACCACUCGUUCAUGCCAUCUAUCUAGCAGGCACCAUGGGCAGCAACAUUGAUUUAGAGGUGCCGGAGUGGAAGGAACGCUUAAGACUAGUGCUACUGGCUCUCAACCUGCUCACCGGCCUCUUUGCGAGCGACGGUAUGCCAAUCGCCAAAGACAUCCUACAGCAGAGGGUGACGUUCUGCGGAGAGGGGGGGCUGUCGAUCGAUUUUAUGAUGACAGAGAGCGCAGUCUCGGCUUGGGGUAUUGGGCUGGAUAUGAUACUUUGA